Mercenaria mercenaria is the source of this 1125-nucleotide messenger RNA. RefSeq lists its product as uncharacterized. NCBI's taxonomy places the organism in Eukaryota, Metazoa, Mollusca, Bivalvia, Venerida, Veneridae. The coding region runs from base 206 to 829 and encodes 207 amino acids. The transcript has 6 exons. Gene Ontology annotation, molecular function: calcium ion binding. The record is from RefSeq and is a predicted model, not a curated record.
GUACUGCUCUAGCGGCCGCUACAGUAUUGAAAGUAGUGGGCGAAACACAAAGGUGAUUAUAUUUCUUUACCAUCGGCAGAAAAAUUGGAACAACCGAUGGUGUAGGAGCGAAAGUUAGCAAAGUCCAGGAACUGUUAUAUACUUCAGAACAAUUUUAUCCUAACAUUCUUUAUUUGGAGUUUCGUAAGUUGAAAGCAGUGGGAACAUGUGGAGUACAAACGGAAAUGCGGCACUGUGUAUUGCCGUCGGUGUAAUCUUCGUCUACAAUGUUGCAGCUAAUGCAGUUCAUGAUAUUAUGCAAUUACAUCAACUAAAUCAUCCAGCAGUUAAAAGACAGAAUCUUGACUACGAAGAUCCACACGCCGGACCACAAGACCAAGAGAUGUGCUUUACGAUACCUCAUUUGCAAGCCUUGAAGGAACAGUUCGCCAGUUACAUCGACACUAACCGUGAUGAACGUGCAAGUAAAGAAGAGAUCUUGGACUACUUAAAGAAGUACAAUCCUACAACAACGCCAGAACAGGUCGAGAAGUUCAUUGCAAGAAGAGAUAAAGAUGGGGACGGCUCUGUUGAUUUCAUCCCAGAUUAUUUGAUGGAAGUUAGCUCUCCUGACUUCGACUUGAACACAGCAAAGGAAUGGUUUGACCUUGAAGACACAAAUGGCGACGGAUAUGUGUCACGUGAUGAACUUAUCGCUAUUGCAGUGAAAGUAGGCAUGCCAAGAGAAGAAGCAGAAAGAACAGCGGUUGGCUAUUACAUGUCAGCUGACCAAAAUGGAGAUAACAAACUCUCUUGGGAAGAGUACAAACCUUUGUUUUUGGCAAAAUAGUGCACGGGCACUAACCAUCGGUGACAAUAAACAUUAUACACUGGUGAUAAAAAGACUUAUAUAAAUAGUUCGUGAAAAAAACGUGAUUCCAGAAAGCAGGAUGACACUCAAGUGAACAUUUCAAAUUUUGUAAACAUCUGUUACCAAAAAGGAACACACAAUCAGCUUAUUAUUUCCUCAUAAGGUCGUAACAACGGAAAAACAGAAAAGGUCCUGCUCCGAAAAUUUGGAUACUUUUGUAAUAUGUUUGUUACAUUUUUUUCUAUGAUAUCAGAAAUUAAAGAAUUUAAACUGUU